AUGUCUUACAAUUCCUUCCAUUAGAAGAAAAACUUCUUAUCUACAAAAAUGAUGAAGUUUUCUUCUAUUCUUGUGCUUUUCUUUAUUUUCCCGAUCGCAUUUGCUCAACUACGGGUCGGGUUUUAUAGCCGGUCAUGCCCUCAAGCCGAGACCAUCGUACGCAAUCUUGUGCGCCAACGGUUUGGUGUUGACCCAACCGUCACAGCCGCUUUGCUCCGUAUGCAUUUCCACGACUGUUUCGUUAGGGGCUGCGACGCUUCCCUUCUCAUUGACGCACCCAACUCUGAGAAAACGGCCGGACCAAACGGAAGCGUUAGAGAAUUUGCCCUCAUCGACCAGAUCAAGGCUCAGCUAGAGGCCGCAUGUCCCUCCACGGUCUCAUGCGCUGACAUCAUCACACUAGCGACACGUGACUCCGUGGCCUUAGCCGGAGGCCCGAGCUACAGCAUUCCCACGGGAAGGCGCGAUGGUUUGGUCUCAAACGAUGUUGACGUCGCCCUUCCGGGUCCAACAAUCUCCGUUGCCGGAGCCGUCAGUUUGUUUACGGACAAAGGGAUGAACGUGUUCGACGCUGUGGCUCUUAUAGGUGCACAUACCGUUGGUAAGGGAAACUGUGGUCUGUUCAGUGACAGGUUCACGAAUUUCCAAGGAACCGGACGACCUGACCCGGCCAUGGACCCAGCUUUGGUUUCCAGUUUAAGGAACACAUGUGCAAACAGCGCGACAGCUUCUCUAGACCAGUCGACUCCACUAAGGUUCGACAACCAAUUCUUCAAGCAGCUCCGUAAAAAGAGAGGAGUGUUUCAGGUUGACCAGCGUCUCGCGACAGACCGACAGACUCGUGGUGUUGUGGCUCGAUAUGCAAACAACAAUGCUUACUUCAAACGUCAGUUUGUUAGAGCAAUGAUAAAGAUGGGAGCCGUUGAUGUGCUUACCGGUAGUGCUGGUCAAAUCAGGAGAAACUGCAGGAGAUUCAACUAAUGAAUUUGAUGAAUUACUACCAAGUGUGGAGAUCAUUAUAAUAUAUGAAACAUAUUGUUUCAAAUCUUAUUUGUGUUUCUAAAUAUUUUUUUGUUUUGUUGGGUUUUUCUGAUUAAAUAAGGUUUUUCGUGGAUUGGAUUUACGGUUUUAAUUCUCGAAAAACAUAACUAUAUGCUGGUCUAAUAUGGAGGAUGUAUCUUAUUCUCAUGCGAUUAUUUUGUGGCAUUGACAAUAUUGGUCAAGUAUCUUUGUCAUCAUUAAACAUAUAUAAAAAUUCAAUAUUUGGUUUGUU
Messenger RNA from Brassica napus (rape), 1273 nucleotides. RefSeq names its product peroxidase 57. Gene Ontology annotation, biological process: hydrogen peroxide catabolic process; response to oxidative stress. The coding region runs from base 49 to 981 and encodes 310 amino acids. NCBI's taxonomy places the organism in Eukaryota, Viridiplantae, Streptophyta, Magnoliopsida, Brassicales, Brassicaceae. The transcript has 3 exons. The record is from RefSeq and is a predicted model, not a curated record. Gene Ontology annotation, molecular function: heme binding; peroxidase activity. Gene Ontology annotation, cellular component: plant-type cell wall; plasmodesma.